This is a messenger RNA of Gorilla gorilla gorilla (western lowland gorilla), 2167 nucleotides long. It is a transcript of the gene REEP4, whose product is annotated as receptor accessory protein 4. The record is from RefSeq and is a predicted model, not a curated record. Gene Ontology annotation, molecular function: microtubule binding. The transcript is spliced from 8 exons. Gene Ontology annotation, biological process: endoplasmic reticulum tubular network organization. Gene Ontology annotation, cellular component: endoplasmic reticulum membrane; endoplasmic reticulum tubular network; cytoplasmic microtubule. NCBI's taxonomy places the organism in Eukaryota, Metazoa, Chordata, Mammalia, Primates, Hominidae. The coding region runs from base 947 to 1720 and encodes 257 amino acids.
GGCAUCCCAGAGAGAAGGGAACCCCUGAAACCUGGUGGGGCAAAAAGUCCCUCAGGUUCCCUCUCCCCCCACACCUCCCCCCUUUCCCUCCUGGACCCACUGGUGUGAGACCCGGACUUGCUGGCGCUCAGCCAAGCUUCCUUCCAGCUCCUGACUGAGCCUGCAGAGGAGAUCCUUCCCUCUACCCCACCAACCGCAUCUCAUGCCUUUACCCAGUUCACAGAGGGGAAAAUGAGGCGAGAGGGAAAGACACCGGGAAAAGCCAGUGAAGGGUCGCGAAAACUCUGGAGUCCAGAUUUUCUUUGUGUGCCAACCCCUGCACUCCCCCUGCUUUUUUGUUACAGUUUCCCACACUCUAAUCUUUCCGAUUGGGAAGGUGACUCCACUGUGGGCCCCACCCGCGAGUCCCGCGGCACAUCGCCCCUUUAAGGGGCCGGCCUCUCGCCUCCCUGACCUCGCCCCGCCCCCUCCGGGGCCACACUGCGCCUGCGUGGCGAGCCGGAGCCCUGGGGUUGGGCAAAGCUCGGUUCCGUGCAACUUUCAAGUGAGUUGCGAACUCCGCCCUGUAGGCCGGUGCUGGUGGCCCGGCGCGCUGGAACCGCGGCGACCCGCUCCAGCGCGGGACCAGCAGCAAGGGCCGAGCGCCAGGUUCUCCGCGGCAGAAAGGGCGGGUGGGAGCUGUAACUGCCCCGGCCGCGGGGCGCGCCCGCUCCCAAGUCGGCUUCCUCCCUGCCGGGGCCGCUUUGCCUCGGGUCUCCCCAUUCUCCAGGUCCCCUGAACUGCACAGUCGGAGGCCGUGGGCGGCGGGCUCUGCCUCCGCCGAGGGACAGCCGGAUCGCCCCUCUGCUUCCCGCAACUGCCCUGAUCACCCCCCGUCCCAGCCCUUGAGUGAACGUCCUUCUGAGCGGCUUUCUGGGGUCCUCCCCACGUCCCAAAGGCCGGCAAGAUGGUGUCCUGGAUGAUCUGUCGCCUGGUGGUGCUGGUGUUUGGGAUGCUGUGUCCAGCUUAUGCUUCCUAUAAGGCUGUGAAGACCAAGAACAUUCGUGAAUAUGUGCGGUGGAUGAUGUACUGGAUUGUUUUUGCACUCUUCAUGGCAGCAGAGAUCGUUACAGACAUUUUUAUCUCCUGGUUCCCUUUCUACUAUGAGAUCAAGAUGGCCUUCGUGCUGUGGCUGCUUUCACCCUACACCAAGGGCGCCAGCCUGCUUUACCGCAAGUUUGUCCACCCGUCCCUGUCCCGCCAUGAGAAGGAGAUCGACGCGUACAUUGUGCAGGCCAAGGAGCGCAGCUACGAGACCGUGCUCAGCUUCGGGAAGCGGGGCCUCAACAUUGCCGCCUCCGCUGCUGUGCAGGCUGCCACCAAGAGUCAGGGGGCGCUGGCCGGCAGACUGCGGAGCUUUUCCAUGCAGGACCUCCGCUCCAUCUCUGACGCGCCUGCCCCUGCCUACCAUGACCCCCUCUACCUGGAGGACCAGGUGUCCCACCGGAGGCCACCCAUUGGGUACCGGGCCGGGGGCCUGCAGGACAGCGACACCGAGGAUGAGUGUUGGUCAGAUACUGAGGCAGUCCCCCGGGCGCGAGCCCGGCCCCGAGAGAAGCCCCUAAUCCGCAGCCAGAGCCUGCGUGUGGUCAAGAGGAAGCCACCGGUGCGGGAGGGCACCUCGCGCUCCCUGAAGGUUCGGACGAGGAAAAAGACUGUGCCCUCAGACGUGGACAGCUAGGGUCUGCUGCAUCUGCCCCCUUCUUACCUCAUGCCCUGCAGGGCUCCAGGGCUAUUUGGAGGGACCUUGGGCUGCACAUCUGGCCUGUCUGCACCAGCUGCCUGGGCCCCGCCCUCCUGACUCCUGCUGAUGGUUAAGGGCCGGGAGCAGAUGCUGCCAAGGCCACAUGCAGGGAUGCACCCACAAUGUACCAAAGCAGGCUGGGCCCAGGGUUCUAUUUAUUGCCUUGCUCUGCCCUCUCCCUUCCCCGGUUGUGGGACAAGAGCCCUCCCUGAACCCCUGCAAAUGAAACCAAAUGUCCACCUGGGUGUGUUCAUUCCUUCCUGUCCUUCAAAGUACUUGAUAGCCUUUCAUAAGGCCUGGCACGUGUGUCCUGGUUGUGUUUGUGUGUGUUGGUGAGUGAGGUCAGGUUUGCGAAUGUUUUGAUAAAUAAAUACAUAAAGGGGU